CUCUUUCAAAUCCCACGUGUACCAUUUUUUUUUUUAAAGGGUUUAAAUAAAAUAAAAUAAAAUAAGUAAAUAAGUAAACGUUGUCGCGGUUGGGAAGCAAAGCUAAAAAGCGCGCCGUCACGGUUUCCCUUUGCAGAGAAGGGCGAUUGGAAAUGGACCUGAGCGCGUUUGAAGCGGAUAAUUCCCGGAGCUGCCGCCUGGCGUCUGGCAUCCCGGAGGCGUGCAGGACUGAGGCGUGCUGCCUGGGGAUCGACGAGGCCGGCAGGGGGCCCGUCCUGGGCCCCAUGGUGUACGGGAUCUGUUUCUGCCCGGUGUCUAUGAAGCAGCGCCUGCAGGAUCUGAAAGUUGCGGAUUCGAAGACGCUGUCAGAAGAGGAGAGGGAGAGGCUGUUCAGGAAGCUGGACAAAGCGAAGGACUUUGUGGGCUGGGCUCUGCAGGUCCUGUCUCCCAAUACCAUCUCCACCAGCAUGCUGCAGAGGGUCAAGUAUAACCUGAACGCUCUGUCUCACGACGCUGCCAUCGGACUGGUUCAGUACGCCCUGGACUGCGGAGUGCAGCUCAAAGAGGUGUACGUGGACACGGUGGGACCUGCUGACAAGUACCAGGACAAGCUGUCCCAGAGAUUCCCGGGGGUGGAGGUCACAGUCAGGCCCAAGGCAGACUCCCUGUUCCCCAUCGUCAGCGCUGCCAGUAUCUGCGCCAAGGUGGCGCGGGAUCACGCGGUGAAGGACUGGCAGUUUGUGGAAGAGCUGGGAGAGACUGAGAUGCAGUAUGGAUCUGGAUACCCCAACGACCCCAAAACGAAAGCCUGGCUGUCCCAGCACCUGGACCCCGUGUUCGGAUACCCACAGUUGGUGCGUUUCAGCUGGAGCACUGCCAGGACCCUCCUGCAGAGCAAGGCUGUGCCAGUGCACUGGGAUGAUGAUGACGAUGGUGAAGGCGGCGAGAAGGCGUCCGCAGCCAAACAGAACUGCUCCUCCGUGCUGUCGUAUUACGGGAGGAAGAAGAACGAGGGAGCCAAGAGGCUGCCCCAUCGCUACUUCACAGAGCGGGCCCUGGAGACGGUCGGGGACCUGUAGCUCCACGCCGGGCCGGGUCCUCUUCAGAGCUGCUGGACCGUCCGGAAGAAAGAGUCGAGACGCAAUUGGGUAAAACCGCCUGGGGAUCGCCAGGCUCUGCUCACUGGUUUAGAGACCAGAGCUUCCAGUGGUAACUGGUGUAGCAAUACAGGAAGGGUCCGUCCCCCUCUCUCUCUCUGUCUGUGCAGUAUGCCAAGCUGAAGUCAAAGUGUAUUGAAGAUGCUUGCCUUAUUCUUGCCUCUGCUUAAAGAUGAGCUUCUUCUCCUCAUUGGCCGAUGUUUGUUCGUUCAUUCAUUCAUACAUUUUAAUUCUAUUUAAUAAAUAUUUGUAUUGA
Messenger RNA from Polyodon spathula (Mississippi paddlefish), 1413 nucleotides. RefSeq names its product ribonuclease H2, subunit A (gene rnaseh2a). NCBI's taxonomy places the organism in Eukaryota, Metazoa, Chordata, Actinopteri, Acipenseriformes, Polyodontidae. The record is from RefSeq and is a predicted model, not a curated record. The transcript has 8 exons. Gene Ontology annotation, molecular function: RNA binding; RNA-DNA hybrid ribonuclease activity. Gene Ontology annotation, cellular component: ribonuclease H2 complex. The coding region runs from base 153 to 1079 and encodes 308 amino acids. Gene Ontology annotation, biological process: mismatch repair; DNA replication, removal of RNA primer.